Molecule: messenger RNA, 1283 nt
Organism: Brassica oleracea var. oleracea
Lineage: Eukaryota; Viridiplantae; Streptophyta; Magnoliopsida; Brassicales; Brassicaceae
Product: acyl-CoA-binding domain-containing protein 1
Exons: 6
Coding region: 124-1146 (340 amino acids)
Molecular function (GO): protein binding; fatty-acyl-CoA binding
Source: RefSeq, a predicted model, not a curated record
UGAAGCGGCGAAAACAAGAAAAAAAGAUGGUUCCUUUUUGUCUCUGGGGAUUCGUUCUUGUGACCCUUCGCUGAAAAGUAUAGGUCUUUCUUCUUCACUCUGAAUCUCGCCGAUUUGAGAGAAAUGGGUGGUGAUUGGUUUCAGCUCGCGCAGUCUCUAAUCUUCGGUUUGAUCUUCGCUUACCUUCUCGCCAAGCUGAUCUCCAUCCUCGUCGCGUUUAAAGACGACAACCUCUCCCUCACUCGCAGCCACGACGCCGCCCAAUCGGAGAAUGAAUACUACCGGAAGGUCGAUUCUUCAGCCGGCGAGACGGAUUCUCUGGUGGCGGAGCAAGGAAGCUUGAGAGGUGAUGAAGACGAUGACGACGAUUGGGAAGGUGUGGAAAGUACGGAGCUUGACGAGGCAUUCAGCGCUGCGACGGCUUUUGUCGCUGCCGCUGCUUCGGACAGGCUUUCGCAGAAAGUGUCGAACGAGUUGCAGCUUCAGCUUUAUGGCUUCUAUAAGAUUGCUACCGAAGGAGCUUGUACUGCUCCUCAGCCUUCAGCUCUCAAAAUGACUGCUCGUGCUAAGUGGCAAGCAUGGCAGAAAAUGGGUGCAAUGCCAGCUGAGGAAGCGAUGGAGAAGUACAUCGACCUUGUUACUCACUUGUACCCAGCUUGGGUUGAAGGUGGCUCGAAAGGAAGAAAUCGUACUGGUGAUGCUGCAGGAUCCAACUCCAGAGCACCCAUGGGACCGGUGUUUAGCUCAUUGGUGUACGAAGAAGAAUCCGAUAAUGAGUUGAAGAUUGAUGCAGUUCACGCCUUUGCUAGAGAAGGAGAAGUGGAGAAUCUAUUGAAAUGCAUAGAAAGUGGCAUUCCCGUAAAUGCAAGAGAUAGUGAAGGUCGGACACCGCUGCAUUGGGCUAUAGAUCGUGGCCACUUGAAUGUUGCUAAAGCUCUAGUUGAUAAGAACGCCGAUGUUAAUGCUAAAGACAAUGAAGGCCAAACCGCUCUGCACUACGCUGUUGUGUGCGAAAGAGAGGCUCUUGCAGAGUUUCUAGUGAAGCAGAAAGCUGAUACAAGCAUUAAAGAUGAAGAUGGGAACUCGCCUCUUGAUCUCUGUGAAUCAGAGUGGUCUUGGAUGCGAGAGAAGAAGGAUUCUGAUUGAGAUUUUGUAGUCUCUGAACUGUGUGUUCAAUGUCUUAAAACAGAGGUGUUUCGUAUACCUUUCUUGUUACUUUGCUUCUGUAACGGUUUUAGGCUACCUCAAAGCAUUUUGCAUAAAACUAACGGUUUUGUUUGUUA